AUGCCGCCCUUAGCAGCCAACAGGGUCACCCUCCGGGAGCUGGCCGACUUGGCGAUUGGCACUCCAGAGGUGGGAGCGGUGAACUUCACGGCCCUGCAUACCCUGAUAGUGGCCAUACUCAAGAGCCUCAACCUCCAACAGGUAGCGAUUGACUUCCACAACCCGUCGGCGACUGAGCCUGGCCCCUCAGCUGAGUCGAUCCGAGAUGCCAUCAGCACCCCACAAGUGCCAAGCAGCAAAGAGAAGCGCCGGAGUGUGACCAAACAGUCAUCUCAGCAGACCCUGGAGAGCCAGAUGAAGGACCUGGGCAGCCAGGUCCUGGACCUCAGCAAGCAGCUUAAGAAUAUGGACAACAAAGUGCAGGGCAUUGCCACGCAAGUGGAACACAUCUCCACAGGCACUGACCUCUUCCAGGAGCUCCCCAAGACGGAAGAGGAGACGGCUCUGCUGGCCCCACAUAUAUCCCCACGUAUAUCCCCACAGACAUCUCUGACAAAGCCCACAAAGAUCUACGAAUCCACGGAGAUGGUGGACAAGUCUGAGCCCACAGUGGGGAUGCCCCCCAAGACAGAACCAAAGCUCGUAAAGACUCAGGAAGAUACCAGCCCAGCCAAGUCCUCGAGUGUGCUCCAAGACCUCAUAGAAGAGGUGAAGGUUCUGAAAGAAGCCCACCAGAAGGCGCAGGAGUCACCUGAGCUGAAUGUCCAGGAGCUCCUUCAGCGUGUCAAUGAACUCGAGAAGGUAGUCAAAGACCGAGAAGAAUACCUGGAUCAGUUGAAUCGGAGGCUGAAUCUUGCUCCAGGUACUGAAGAACUCACCUUGGUCACCUGGGAGGAGCUGGAACAAGCAAUCACUGAUGGCUGGAAAGCUUCAAGAGGGAGCUCAGAUUCAUCGUCGGCAACGCUUGGCAAGCGUAAAAUGACAUUGUCAACAUCAAGCGACCUUCCAAGUGGACUGUUUCCCAAGACCCCCGCUGAUGGCCAGGCUCUGGGUUCCGCUGGUGGCCCAGAAAUGAUGCUAGCCAGCGGUGUGGAGCGCCCCCCUGAGAGGAUCGUUAGCAGAGACCAGAGCAGAGCCAGAGAUCUGCCCUCACGGGCCCGGGAGCCAUCCCAGGUCACAUCACAAGCAGAUCGCCAGAGGAUGAGAGAGUCUGCGGCUCCCACAGGCAAAAGAAGAGACGAACAACAGCCUGGCCCAACCCCAAAAGUCGUACCUCCAGUCAGAGACCAGCAUGUUGGGGCACCCGCUAGUCAGGACCAAGUCUUGCCAAGUCCAGAGGAGCGUAGGAUCGCACCAUUUGGCAUGGAUCAACCUCCAGGGCUCUAUCCUGGCCCUUAUCCUCCAGCUGUGAUGCCCCUCACUAUACCUCAGCUGGGUGUAUUACCACCAGAGAUGGAUGAGCAGGGAUUGAUGCCUCUCGCUAUGGAUGAGAGUGGUGUAAUGCCACCGUCGGUACCUGACAGGGGUCAACAAAGACUGGAAAAAGCUAGUACAACUCAGCUUGCUACAGUUCCACUCAGCAUGUAUCAGCAAGCCGUGAUCCUUCCUAGAACAGACCAACCUGGCAUGGAACAGGCUAUCACGUAUGACAGUGGUGUGGUACCAUGGGACACGAGUAGACAAGGGUUGAUACCAGUUGGCAUAAAUCAGCAUGGAUUUGUAAUAUUAAGCACAAGUCAGCAAGGACUAAUCGCCCCUGGUGUGGAUCAGCAGGGAUUGGUAAUGCCUGGCAUAGAUCAGCGUGCAUUCCCUCCAUCUCUUCCAGAUCAAUAUGGCUUGAUGUCACCUGGUUUGAUGCAAGUUAGUACAGAUCGACAAGGCUUUGGACAGCCCAGCUUAGCAGCACCAGGCUUCGCACAACCUGAUGUAGAUCAGCGAGGCUUGGUGCAGCCCGGCGUCGACCAGCGUGGCUUGGUGCAGCCUGGUGUAGAUCAGCGAGGCUUGGUGCAACCCGGUGUAGAUCAGCGUGGUGUAGUACAGCCCAUUGUCGAUCAGCGUGGCUUGGUGCAGCCCGGUGUAGAUCAGCGAGGCUUGGUGCAGCCCGGUGUAGAUCAGCGUGGCUUGGUGCAGCCCAGUGUAGAUCAGCGUGGUGUAGUACAGCCCAUUGUCGAUCAGCGUGGCUUGGUGCAGCCCGGUGUAGAUCAGCGUGGCUUGGUGCAGCCCGGUGUAGACCCGCGUGUUUUGAUGAAGACUGGAACAGAUAGACGUAGUUCAGCACCUGUUGGGGCCGAUCAGCGGAGUUCCGUGCGGGCUGAGGCAGAGAGGCGAAGUUCAGCACCUGUUGGGGCAGAACAGCGGAGCCCAGUGCAGCCUGAGGCAAGCUGGCAAGCUUCAGCACAUCCUGGAACAGCUAGGCCGAGUUCAGUGCAGCCAGGGGCAGAGCAACGUGAUUUGGUACAACCUAGUGCUGAUUGGGAUGGUUUGGUACAGCCCAGCACAGACCAACAGCUGGUACCUCCUGAUACAGGCCAGCCUAGCUUGAUUCAGCCUGGUGUAUAUCCACCUGAUUUGACACAACUUGGCACAGGACAAGGUUUAGUGCAACCUGGCACAGGUCAGCCUGUUUGGGUUCAACCCAGCACAGAUCAGCCUAGGUGGGUCCAGUCUGGUGCAUUUCUGCCUGGUUUGGUACAACCUAGUGUAGAACAACAUGGUUUGGCACAACUUGGAAUGGGUCAGCAGGGAUUGGUACAACCAGGUGCUUAUGCCCCUGGGUUGAUGCAACCUGGUAUAAUUCAGGAUAGUUUGGUACAACCUUUUGUGCAGCCUGGUGCAGACUGGAGUUAUGCGCAGCCUGGUGUAGAUGGACUCGAUAUGGCACAACCAGGCGCAGUUCAGCGUGGCCUGGUGCAACCUGGGACAUUCCCUGGUGGUUGGAUGCAGCCUGAUACAUAUUCACCUGGCUUGGUCCAACCUGGUAUAGGUCAAUAUGGUUUGGUUCAGCCAAGUGUAGCACAACGUGGUGAAGAUCAGCGUGGUUUGAUGCAACCUGUCGUAGAUCAACUCGAUUGGAUGCAACCUGGAAUAGAUCGCAGUAGUUCGGUACCACCUGGUGCAGAGGAGAGCAGCUUAUCCCAACCUGGGAUGGGUCAACAGGGUUUGACACAACCUGGCAUGGAUCAGUAUGGAAUAGUUCAGCCUGGUGCAGGCCUUCUUGGCUUGGUUCAGCCUGGUGUGGGCCCUCUUGGUUUGGUUCAGUCUGGUGUGGGCCCUCGUGGCUUGGUUCAGCCUGGUGUGGGCCCUCUUGGUUUGGUUCAGUCUGGUGUGGGCCCUCGUGGCUUGGUUCAGCCUGGGGCGGGCCCUCGUGGCUUGGUUCAGCCUGGGGCGGGCCCUCGUGGCUUGGUUCAGCCUGGUGUGGGCCCUCGUGGCUUGGUUCAACCUGGUACAGGCCCUCUUGGUUUGGUUCAGCCUGGUGUUCACAUGCCUAGCUUGGCUCCACUUGGUGCAUACCCUCCUGGUGCUCCUCAUCCACGUGGUUUGAGACAACCCGUUUCAAGUCAACCAGGCUUCAUAGCACCAAGCAUAGAGAUCCGUGGCUUUCCACCAGAUCUAUAUCUAACUCCUGAACAAGCCAGGCAAGAUAAAUUUCCUGUCACGGACCGUCAGGGCCCAGAUCAUCAAGGCCCGAGAAUCCAGUAUGACCAAACACAGGCUGUCCUGGGUUACCCUAGCCGAGGACACAUGGUUGAUGUGUCUAGCCAGGCCUCUUGGGAUCCGAGCAGGAAACAUGCCUUUGUUCAAUUUGAAUUGGCGACCCCAGACCAAGACACCACUGACUCCAGCACUCGCGUGUCCUUGAGCUACCCCCAGCAAGUCUCCUCAGGCAGUGAGGUCCACAGCGAGCGGCAGGAGUCGCUGGAAAAAUUGGCCCCAAGUUUCCCCAUGGCGGUGGAAACAUUCCGCCUGAUGGGCGAGCUUAUUAGCCUUUAUAUGGAACUGAAGGAGCACAUGAAGGAUUUGGAUGAGCAACUCUCUGGCCAGUCGGACUUGGAUAAAGUCCAGUACCUCCUCUCCAUGAUGGUCAAAAAGACCAUACCUCAGGACCUGCAGGAGCAGAUGAAGAGCCUAAAGACCUUGACCAAGGAAGUGCGGAAGGACAAGGACAGACUGGAGAAGAUACAGAGGCUGAUAGAGGGCGACAGCUCUUCAGGGAAGGAAAUGAAGCCCAGUCAGCUGACUUUGCAGCUGGGCAUCCUCAGGGUCACGGUCUCCGAUAUCGAGAAGGAGCUGUCUGAGCUGAGGGAGAGCCAAGAGCGAGGCAAGGCUGCCAUGGAGAAUUCAGUCUCUGAAGCCUCCCUCUACCUACAGGAUCAGCUGGACAAGCUCAGGACCAUCAUUGAGAGCAUGCUGAGCUCCUCCUCCACGCUGCUGUCCCUGAGCAUAACCCCGCACAAGUCCACCAGCACCCUGGUGCCCGGCCAGAUCGACCCUGAGGCCACCUGCCCAGCCUGCAGUCUGGAUGUGGGCCACCAAGUCAGCCUGCUGGUCCAGCGCUAUGAGCAGCUGCAGGACAUGGUCAGCAGCCUGGCUGCCUCGAGGCCCUCCAAGAAGGCCAAGCUGCAGAGCCAGGACGAGGAGCUGCUGGGUCACGUGCAGAGCGCCAUCCUGCAAGUCCAGGGCGACUGCGAGAAGCUCAACAUCACUACCAGCAACCUCAUUGAGGACCAUCGGCAGAAGCAGAAAGACAUUGAAGUGCUGUACCAGGGUCUAGAGAGGCUGGAGAAGGAAAAAGCUGACCGAGAUCACCUGGAGAUGGAGAUCGAUGUAAAAGCAGACAAGAGCGCCCUGGCGUCCAAAGUGAGCCGGAUCCAAUUUGACGCCACCACCGAGCAGCUGAACCACAUGAUGCAGGAACUGGUGGCCAAGAUGAGCGGACAGGAGCAGGACUGGCAGAAACUUCUGGACAAGCUCCUGGCGGAGAUGGACAGCAAGCUGGACCGCCUGGAGCUGGACCCACUGAAGCAGAUGCUGGAGGACCGCUGGAAAUCGCUGCGGCAGCAGCUCAAAGAGCGCUCUCCACUCUACCAGGCAGACGAGGCAGCUGCCAUGCGCAGGCAGCUCUUGGCUCAUUUCCACUGCCUGUCCUGCGACCGUCCCCUGGAGACAUCGGUGACUGGACAAGUCCUCUCUAUGACCCCUGUAGUUCCCAGCAUGCCCGGGCACCGUUCUAUCCGGCCUUAUACUGUGUUUGAGCUAGAGCAGGUCCGACAGCAGAGCCGCAACCUGAAGCUGGGCGGCAGCUUCUUUCGGGGCGAUCUGUCCCAGAUGGAGCGGAGUGUGGGGCGCCUGCGCAGCAUGCACUCCAAGAUGCUGAUGGACAUCGAGAAGGUGCAGAUCCACUUCGGAGGCUCCGUGAAGGCCAGCAGCCAGAUGAUCCGAGAGCUGAUGCACGCUCAAUGCCUCAGCCACCCGUGCUACAAACGGGGGGUAGAUACGGCAGACUAUACCUACUCCACGGUGCCCCGGCGCUGUGGGGGCAGCCACACCCUCACCUACCCUUACCGCCGAAACCGCCCUCAGCACCUGUCUCCGCUGGAGGAGAUCCAGAUUGCCAUGAAGCAUGAUGAGGUUGAUAUCUUGGGCCUUGAUGGACACAUCUACAAGGGACGAAUGGAUACCAGGUUGCCAGGCAUCCUAGGGAAAGACGGAAUGUCAAAGCACAAGUCCAAGCAGCUGCAGCAGCUCCAGCAGUUACAACAGCUGCAUCAGCUGCAGCAGAUGCAGCAGCUUCAGCAGGCUCAGCAGGCCCAGCAUGCCCGGCCCCACGUGCACAGACAGCCUUCCCUGGGCAACGGCGGCCUGCCACCCUCUCGGCCUCAGAGUGCACAGAUGCUGGCUGACAGCAAUUCAGUUCCUUCAGGGCAAAAGAAAGACAGACCCAUCUCCUCUGAGGGGCGUCUCUCCCAGCCGAAUGUGGCCCACGCAUCCAUCCCCACAGAGAUGGCAGGUCUGCAGGGCAGCCCAUCUGGUCUGAAUGUCCACAUGGAUGUGCCUCCUAGGGAGGGGAUGGAGGAGCCCACCCGAGGCCCGAGGUCCACCACUGCUCACUAAAUAGAGACAGAAAUAAAAGUUU
Alexandromys fortis (reed vole) is the source of this 6073-nucleotide messenger RNA. RefSeq names its product glutamine rich 2 (gene Qrich2). The record is from RefSeq and is a predicted model, not a curated record. The coding region runs from base 1 to 6051 and encodes 2016 amino acids. Gene Ontology annotation, biological process: cell projection assembly; flagellated sperm motility. The transcript has 21 exons. Gene Ontology annotation, cellular component: sperm flagellum. NCBI's taxonomy places the organism in Eukaryota, Metazoa, Chordata, Mammalia, Rodentia, Cricetidae.